Messenger RNA from Elephantulus edwardii (Cape elephant shrew), 1297 nucleotides. RefSeq names its product eukaryotic peptide chain release factor subunit 1-like. The transcript has a single exon. NCBI's taxonomy places the organism in Eukaryota, Metazoa, Chordata, Mammalia, Macroscelidea, Macroscelididae. Gene Ontology annotation, biological process: cytoplasmic translational termination. The annotation marks the transcript as partial. Gene Ontology annotation, cellular component: translation release factor complex; cytosol. Gene Ontology annotation, molecular function: sequence-specific mRNA binding; translation release factor activity, codon specific. The record is from RefSeq and is a predicted model, not a curated record.
GGAGAGAGGGAGCCGGUGUCCUAUGUCAGAGCCGCCGCCGGGGAGGAGCAGCCGCUGCCGCCCAGGACUGGGCCCUUAGGGAGGAGGAGGCGAGAAGAUGGCGGACGACCCCAGUGCUGCCGACAGGAACGUGGAGAUCUGGAAGAUCAAGAAGCUCAUCAAAAGCUUGGAGGCGGCCCGCGGCAAUGGCACAAGCAUGAUAUCACUGAUCAUUCCUCCCAAAGACCAGAUAUCACGAGUGGCAAAAAUGUUAGCAGAUGAGUUUGGGACUGCAUCUAACAUUAAAUCACGAGUCAACCGCCUUUCAGUCCUGGGAGCCAUUACAUCUGUACAACAAAGGCUCAAACUUUAUAACAAAGUACCUCCAAAUGGUCUGGUUGUUUACUGUGGAACAAUUGUAACAGAAGAAGGAAAGGAAAAGAAAGUCAACAUUGACUUUGAGCCUUUCAAACCAAUUAAUACGUCAUUAUAUUUGUGUGACAACAAAUUCCAUACAGAGGCUCUUACAGCGCUACUCUCGGAUGAUAGCAAGUUUGGCUUCAUUGUAAUAGAUGGUAGUGGUGCACUUUUUGGCACACUCCAGGGAAACACAAGAGAAGUCCUGCACAAAUUCACUGUGGAUCUUCCAAAGAAACACGGUAGAGGAGGUCAGUCUGCCUUGCAUUUUGCCCGAUUAAGAAUGGAAAAACGACACAAUUAUGUUCGGAAAGUAGCCGAGACUGCUGUGCAGCUUUUCAUUUCUGGGGCCAAAGUGAAUGUGGCUGGUCUCGUUUUAGCUGGAUCAGCUGACUUUAAAACGGAACUAAGUCAAUCUGAUAUGUUUGAUCAGAGAUUGCAAUCCAAAGUUUUGAAAUUAGUUGAUAUCUCCUACGGUGGUGAAAAUGGAUUUAACCAAGCUAUUGAGUUAUCUACUGAAGUCCUCUCCAACGUGAAGUUCAUUCAAGAGAAGAAAUUAAUAGGACGAUAUUUUGAUGAAAUCAGCCAAGACACGGGCAAGUACUGUUUUGGAGUUGAAGAUACACUAAAGGCUCUGGAAAUGGGAGCUGUAGAGAUUCUAAUAGUCUAUGAAAAUCUGGAUAUAAUGAGAUAUGUUCUUCAUUGCCAAGGCACAGAAGAGGAGAAAAUUCUCUAUCUAACUCCAGAACAAGAGAAGGAUAAAUCUCAUUUCACAAAUAAAGAGACAGGACAAGAACAUGAGCUGAUUGAGAGCAUGCCCCUACUGGAAUGGUUUGCUAAUAACUACAAAAAAUUUGGAGCUACUUUGGAAAUUGUCACAGAUAAAUCACAAGAAGGAUCC